GAGGAAGGGUAAAAAGAGCGAAAUAGUAGAAUAGAAUAAAAGUCAUAUUAUUCGAGGAUGCUGAUUGCCUCCUGGUAUGUGUUUCUUUUACGGCUGACCAUCGUCGGUGUUUGCUAUGCGAAACAAGAUAAGGACAGCGGCGCUCAGAGAGAGUGCAAGCUCGAUGGCCUUCAUCCGCUCAUCAUUAUCACCUAUAGAAAUAUUACCAUAUCAGCGGAUAAGAUAACGGUGCCCCAUGGUGAGCGCGUGACUGCGAGAUGUCGCGAGCUGGGCAGAUACAAGCUCAUGGGGGAUCCACUUCUGCAAUGUCGUAACGGAGCUUGGAACGGAAAGCCCCCGUCGUGCAUACCGACUACCGCCAUCUCUAAUUACACCGGAAAUGUGCCACCAACGAUCAUGUUCGGUCUGCCGCGUGGUUCUGCUGCGAUCGAACCUUCCGGUGCACUAGCCGUAUUUCCUGGCAGUAUCCUUCAUCUCGAGUGCCUAUUUGCACGACGUCUUGGCAAUCCUGAAUGGACAUGGACAUCAACCUUCAGACAAUAUCUCACAGGUUGGGCGAUCGCAGCUACGGAGAGAGAUUGGAAGUACAGGCUCUCGAUAUACUAUGCCAAGAUACAGGAUUCCGGGAUAUAUACGUGUUCGACACCUCGCGGUCUCGCGAAUUCGAUUCGGGUUCACGUUGUAGACGUUCAUUGUCCAACGAUUCGCCCGGGGGUAGCUCCUUUGAUUGCGAGAAUCGAAGGAACCCGAAUGGGUCAAAACGCCGAUUUCGAGUGCUCAGCCGGGUACAGACUCGAGGGAUUACGCUCGAUUACCUGCCAGUACAACGGAAAAUGGUCGGGGGAAGUGCCGCGUUGCGAACCCAUAUUGUGUCCUCCGUUGGAGCCGGCAAACGCCAAAUUACAAUUUCUCGAGCACAACAAUACGGUUGGGGGACAAGCGGUGUUUGCGUGUUUAUGGGGAAACGUUCUCACAGGAGCACGGACUAUUCGAUGCAAAGGCGAUGGAACGUGGAACGGUUCGAUGCCUACGUGCAAGGAAAUAACCUGUCCCGUACCUGCGAUACCGAAAAACGGUAAAAUUGUGGAGAAUGAAAGAAUCGCAGGUAACAAGAGGAGAAACAAAGUCCACAAGGCUGGAACUCUGGUGAGAUUCUCUUGUCAGCCGGGACAUCAGCUGAUUGGCGAGGCAUCGAUCAUAUGCACGGAAAAUAGUACUUGGUCGCAUCGGUCACCCUUGUGUGAGGUGCGAUGUCCGUAUCCGGGUGAUCCGCCCCAUGGUAAAAUAGUGCCAUUGAAAUUUUGGUACAAGCCGGGGGAUAAUAUUCAGGUGGAAUGUUCUCCGGGAUAUGUGACCCCCCUAGAGCCAGUGAGAAAGCCGACCUGUCGAGAAAACGGAAUCUGGAACGCGCCACCACCACCCUGUCGUUCUUACAGAGACGUUUGAUGAGAGAAAAGGUAGCGAAGGAGGAGAAGCAAGGCGAUAAGUCGCGAUUCGACGCGACCAAAAGAUUUUUUUAAAGGAAAACAAAACAACAUCAACAACAACGAAUAAAAACGAACAAGUGGGGUGAAAGGGAAAAAGAGAGACACCGAAUCAUGCGUCGACCAAACGAAAACGCGAAAAGGAACGCGAGUGUUGGAAAAGUUAGGAAACACGCGUUCGAAAACAAGAUACAUAUAAAGAUCGUGUCACCGGCACUAAAAUCGUUGAUAGUCGAGUGUUAUCCAACUAUAUGAAUAAAAUGUUUUGACAAACAGAAGAGAAAGAAGAAAGCUCGUGGAAAUACUCAUCGAUCGUGCGUGUACGAAUCGUUACGCCAGGAACGCAGCGGGCGGUCGAAACAGCUAACAACAAGCUCGACGGCAUGCACCGAUAAUCAAGCCGGUCCAUCAUGAUCAAUACGCGAAUCCGUAUCAACGACGAACGAUCCCAUGUUCCGCUGUAUAUAAAAGAAAGAGUUUACGAAAAAAAAAAAAAAAACGAAACUCUCCGUUAUUUCGGAUCGAUCCAGAGGGGUACGAAGCUCCGAUCAUUUUCAACCGCACGCGUAUGCUUAUCUUGGAGGCUCGCGCAAUAACGCGGACGGGGAGCAUCUAUGAAAUUGAAAUAAAAUACGAGAUGAAAAAACGAAUAUAGAAAAAAUAGCUCGACACGCCGGUGCGCAGGGGCUGAGUACACCGGACGGGACUGUAAUUACGUUUGUAGCGGUGCGAGAGGUACAAGUAUAGCGAAACGACCGCAAACGAUAACGCAGCGAGGAAAAAGCUCGUGUACCGGUAGUUACGAGAGAGAGAGAGAGAGAGAGAGAGAGAGAGAGAGAGAGAGAGAGAGAGCGGCUAAAAGAGGACCACUUUUUCCAAGUUGUCUCGUUUAUUUUUCUCGUUGGCAUCCCAACUUGACACGCAACCGGGUACACGCCUCUUUUAUUUAUUUCAUUUACCCUUUUUUGGACUUUCCUGCUGUCUUUCACUCUCCCUCCAUUCUGCUGGUUGUCUAACUUUUUGUGCCUCGCUCGAUUUCGACGCGCGUUUCGGCUGAAGCGCUUGUGCGCGUUUGAGUAAACUGCCCGCGAAUACUGCUCAAAAGCUUUGUUCGCGAAACACGUAUUUUUUCUGUGUCUGGCGGAGCCAUUAACGUGGUAAGGGAAACAAGAAAAAGAACCUAGUGGCACGAAAAUAAAUAAGAAGCAUCGACGGGAGAGAGGGGAUUCGACUCAAGGAUCGAACUUACUUCAUAUCGAACGGAGGAUAGUAGAGGGGCGUGUUGAGUUCGCGCGUAAACCAAAUCGGAGAAACUAACGAAACGAGGGUGGCACACGUACAAAAAAAACCUUCAGCAGUCUCUUCUUUUUCAUCGUCUACCUCGGUACUUCUCUAUUUAUUCCUAUUUCUCGCGUUCUCGACAUUGUCGAGUUUGUCUACCCUCCUCCCGCAAGCGCUCCUACUCCUUAUUUUCUUAGUUGAGUCUUUAUUAUUUUUAUUAAAUAUUUAUUUAUCUCUACCGCUAUUCUCGCAUUAAUGUACUAUACUAUUUUUCCCUUGCCCCUUAUUAUUCACGAACCGAGAGACGCGGCUACUAACAUAUUUUACUCCCAUGCAGAGUUUUCGCACUAACGCGCUUUGUCCGUUCUUGCUCCCCCUAUGCUCUCAUAACGUAUACCUAUAUACAUUUAUAGGGACAAUAAUAGCGCGAGGAUGAAAAUGCUCGCUGCUCUUGCUGUGAGCGAGAGGUAUUAUAAUUAAGCCUCCUCUGCUAUAUUAUCCUUCGCCUUCCGUACCUUUCUUGCGCUUCCUACUUACAAACGCGCAGUUGAUUAUUAUCGAACUACUGGUAUACCGUGUACUAUAUAUAGCAAUUGAACCACGAGCCCGAGAACGUGCUCUUUUUUUCUCCACAUUCUUUUUCCCGUCUCGCUGUCGCGAGGCUCGCCAGUUUCUAUUUCUACUUCGACGGGCUACCCCCCCCCCCCCCCCCUCCUUCACCUUCUUACAACUUACUUCGUUCUUCCUCUGCAUGAUCAUCCUGGCAUGCGACGUAUCACGGUUCAUCGAAUUUCUAUGAUUCGAUCCCGCCUCUGUCCUGCUACGGGCACACCUUAUCAAAAUGAAUAAAUAAUCCUCAGUAAUGUUAAAUGCUCGAGAACGAUUAAUUGCAUAUAUUCGAGUAUGAAAACCAGCGAUGGGUGCGUCACGUUUCGGCGCGGUCGUUUAGGCACGAGACGUUUCAUCAAAGACGUUACAGAUCACAAAUAUUUUUUAAAAAAAUUUUUUGAAAAUUCCUCCGAAUUCGGUAAAUACUAUUUUUCAAUAAUAUAAAAAAAUGAAUUGGAAGAACUGAAGGUUUACGGAAAAUUCUUUGGAACACUUUCGAUGUGCGUGUGCAGAAUUGUUGGGUGGAUUUGGAGUACUUUCGAUAUGUGUGCGGAAUCGUUGGGUAGGUUUUUUUCUUGUAAAAAGAAUCAUCGUAAAAAAAUAAAAAUUCGAUUUAUUCGAUUUUUCUCGCGUCUAAACGUUCUUACGUGAAAACGUCGCCGAAACGGUCGCGCCGCAACGGCCGCGCCGAAUCGUCCUGCUUCGUCCAGCGAUAUAUCUAUCUUGUAAAACGACAAAAGCCCUAUUUUAUUUAAUACCGCAAAGUGCCGCUCGCCGUGCAUACAUGAAAAUCUCUGCGCAGACUCGGAAUGCUCGUGAUUCGCGGGAAAUGAAACGAGAUUGAAUAUGAACGUUGGAAAGAGAUCACAUAUAAUACGAGAAGGAAUGUCGUUAGCGCGCGUUGUAUAUGCCCGGUACGUUGCAUCGGUAUAGACCUCGGAUUAUCGCCGCAGAUUCAACCGAGGAAGAAGAAGAAUAAGCACCAAGGGGCGGGAGGUUCCGCGGUGUCUUCCGAAGCUUCUCCAUAGCAAAUACGAUUUAGCCGGUUCAACUUGGUUGGUAAACACGUAUACACCAACGUCGUGCCACUUCGUUGCGUCGAGUUUGUCACCGAUAUUUCUCUCUCUUUCUUGCUCCUCAUCCCCCCGCCUCUACCCUAUCUAUUUCUCCAUCUCGGCGUGUAACUUCAUGUUCAAAACUCGUAGUUGUAUAAAUUGAAGUUUCGUCUGAACAAAUGUAUAGUUUAUUCUACGUUUCGGAGUUAAAUCGAUGUAGAGUCGAGGGAUUAUAAGGGAACCAAGGUGGGGGAAAGAGAGAGAGAGAGAGAGAGAGAGAGCGAAACCAAGUUUAGAGAUCACUUAAAGUUCGGAUAAUGUGAAACUUGACUAACCCGCACGAAUCCUCCGACAUAAUUAAUUCUAGGAGUGCACAACACACAUGAAUCGCGAAGAUUCAAGAGAAUAUUAAUACCGAGUAUUAAAUUUGUUUCAUCAAAAAUGAAAAGAAAUUUGUUACGAUCCAUCCGGCGGUUUAACCUCUAAUAUGAAUUCGAGAAUUUUUUUUAUUUGUUAUACAGCGAAAAUUUCAAACUCAUCUUGGGGUCAAUAAGUAUUUUACACGCGGUUAUUCUUUUCGUACUGCUCGUACAUAUACGCAUACGCGCAAAAACACGCACACACACGCGCGCGCGCGCGUCAAGCAUACACAUUGUACGUAAACAUAUAUUGAACGUAUAUAUUAAGAAUAAGAAUAAAGAUGAGCCGAAGGUGGUGGUACUCUGUUAUAAUAAAAGUACUGUUUAUUCUUCAAAGAAAAAAA
This is a messenger RNA of Venturia canescens, 5192 nucleotides long. It is a transcript of the gene hig, whose product is annotated as hikaru genki. The transcript has 9 exons. The coding region runs from base 58 to 1446 and encodes 462 amino acids. The record is from RefSeq and is a predicted model, not a curated record. Lineage: Eukaryota; Metazoa; Arthropoda; Insecta; Hymenoptera; Ichneumonidae.